AUGAGUGGAUCACAAGUUGAAGAAGCUGAAGAUCUCGUGGAAGCCCUGGCGAAAGAAGUAGACGGAACGAGAAUCAACAUCCCUUCUGAAGUUGAUGUUGAGGGCGAUAGUUCGGAUGAGGGUGAGGCGGCGGUUGAUGGAGAAGGAGGAUGUGGAGGUGAGAAGAGCAAGAAGAAGAAAAAGAAGAAGAAGAAAUCUAAAUCCAAGAAGACCCCGGUGAUCAAACCUAAUCAAGGUAAAAUACCAGAAGAGAUACCUCCCCCACCACCUGAAUCGCCCGAAGACACUUCGAAAUGGGACAAAGAGAUAGUAAAGGGUACGAAAACCUAUAACCUGCCUGCAUGGGGCUUACUGGAUGAUAGAGCAAGACCGAUAUUGAACAUUUUCCGUACUCCGAGCUGUAAGAUGAUAGAGUUGAUUACACCCAGAUUGAGGUUGAGACAGUGUGAGGUUGGGGAUUUGACGGGAGUGAGGAGGAUAAAGAUGGAACCUGUUGUUCAGAAAACGCAACUGUAUGGAUCACCUUCCAUUAGUGAUAUCAAAGAUUCAUUCCUGAAUAGGUACAUACGAUCUAGAGACGAAUACAUCUUCGCCAUAACGGCUUUGAACCCCUCGCAACUCAAAGUGCAGGAUCCGGGGCAUGUGAGGAUAAGUAAUAGGAUAUCUAAUGCAGAGGGGUAUUUAGGCAAUAUCGCCCUGUCUUUGACCUAUCCACCAUCUACACCUUCCUUCUUUCCUACGAAGGGCAAGAUCUACACCCAACCCACCUUUGAACAAACACAUAACGCGAAAGUAGAAGGUAAAUUGUUUUACGAGAUACAUCCCCAGCUUUGGGGUCAGGGUAUAAUGUCAGAAGCGUUCGAGGAGGUAUUAAGAUUUGGGAUGGAAGAAAUAGGAUGUGAUAGUAUCGCAUCCGAUCCAACCACAGGAAACGAAGCCUCUAUUCAUCUCUGUACGAAGAACGGUCUGACCUUUUCUCACACCACAAACAAUAUGUAUAAUAAACCGCAGUUGUUCCAUCGAAUAACAAAGGAAGAAUGGUGGAAGAGGAAUAGACCGGAUAAGGGGGUCCAAGAUAGAUGGGGUGGGAAAGAAGUCUGUAGGUGGUGUAUGAACUUCCGUCUGGCUCCGCCAACGAUGCAGUGCAAGUAUUGUGAAUGGGCUAAAUACUGUUCGAGGGAGUGCCAGAAGGCUGAUUGGGUGAGGAAUGGCGGACAUCAAUCUGAAUGUGACUCCAAAGAGGCAUCGUAG
Molecule: messenger RNA, 1251 nt
Organism: Kwoniella botswanensis
Lineage: Eukaryota; Fungi; Basidiomycota; Tremellomycetes; Tremellales; Cryptococcaceae
Exons: 8
Coding region: 1-1251 (416 amino acids)
Molecular function (GO): acyltransferase activity, transferring groups other than amino-acyl groups
Source: RefSeq, a predicted model, not a curated record